AUGGAGGCCCACCACCAGGAGGAGGAGGAUGGGGCCCUGCAGGAGAGUGCUGCCCUGGCCAUCCCCCCGCUGAGGGCCACGGAGAAGUUCCACCUCUUUGUGAGUUACAGCAGCCUGGACGCCACCUGGACACACGAGCUCAUCCGCCGGCUGGAGGCUGAGCACGCCGGCCUCCGCGUCUGCUUCCACGAGCGGGACUUCCUGCCGGGGAGGAACAUCAUCGAGAACAUGGCAGACUGUAUCCAGCAGAGCCAGAAGAUGCUGCUGGUACUCAGCCAGGACUUCGUGCAGAGCCGUUGGUGCCUGCUCGAGGCCAACCUCUCGCUCUUCCGCCACUGCAUGGAGAGGAAGCCGGUCAUCCCCAUCCUGCUGCGGCCCUGCCGCAUCCCGCUGCAGCUCAACCACCUGACCUACCUGGAGGCAGCCGACAGCCGCUUCUACGCCAAGGUGGUGCGGGCCCUCUGCACACCCAACCAUCUAGUGCAGCGCUGCACCCUGGCCCCGGCCCAGCUAGCCUCCCUCUACAGCGGGAAGAUGCUGCUGACCCUCAACUGCAUCAACAAGGACAACCUGCCCUCCUGGACAGUGGGCACCUUCAGCACCCUGAGUGUCCCUGACCCACUGCGGGUGGUCUUGGAUGACCCUGAGGUGUACAGGAGGGCCAUAGGCAUGGUGAAUGGGGUCUCGUCUCCCAGGUCCUGCCUCCGGUACAUGGGCUGCCGCGUGACACUGGGCAUCUUCCUGAUUCUGGUCUCCAUUGCAUCCAUUUUCCUCCCUUUAAUCUUGGGCCUCAUGGAGCACUUCCAUCCCCGGCGCCUGUUCCUGGUAGUGGCCGCCAAUGUGUUCUUCUGCCCUCUCUUCCUGGCUUCGGCAGUUGUCGUUCUGUGCUGGUUCAGGAGGUUUAUGAGGCAGAAAAUGCGGGAGCUGGCCCUGUGCAUCGGGGAGGCCAACACCCUGCUGGUGAAGCACUCGGUGCUGAUGGGCUGUGACACCCUCAACAAGCUCUACUUUGUGUAUGUGUUGCUGGAGGACUGCCGGCAGGCCUUCCUGGAGGCCUUCCCCGGGCACCCUGCUGCCGAGGCCGUGUUCCACGAGGCCCUGUGCCAGUUCUCCUGCGACUUCACCUGCUGCCUUGCCAACGCACACUUCCCCCCCUGGGAGGGUGAGGCCGUGAGGGGCCACAUGGACCAUGGCCUGUGCUUCUGCCAGUAUGUCACCCUGCAGCUGAGGAGACAGCGGUGGGCUGGGGCUGACCCGGUGUGA
This is a messenger RNA of Orycteropus afer afer, 1263 nucleotides long. NCBI's taxonomy places the organism in Eukaryota, Metazoa, Chordata, Mammalia, Tubulidentata, Orycteropodidae. The record is from RefSeq and is a predicted model, not a curated record.